UUACAAUUAACAAUUAUUAAGAAACUAAAAAUGGAUUAAAUAUGUUAAGUAGAUUUUUGUGAAUGUCAUUAAAAUUAGAUAAUAAAUAAUAUAUGUUUAGAUAUUAAAUGUGAAUAAAAACAGAGAUUUAUAUGCAGUAAAUGCAAAGAAGAUAAUAUUCACAGUAAAUGUAAUGUAAUUAGUUUAGACGAUCUAUCCCAAAUGUAGAAUAAUUCAAGUUAUGAAAGUUUUCUAAACCAAAAAAACAGCUCUUUAUAAAGUAAGAUAGAAAUGACUUAUGAAAGUAUAUUUUAAAUAUUCGAAAAGUACAUAGAAGAUGUUACUGCAUAAAUUAGAAGAUAUUUAAAAUUCAUAAAUCUUAGAUAUGCAAAUUUAUUUCAAUUCGAAAGCUAAAGAGUAGAAUAUUUUUAAUAAAUCUAAGACUCAGUCUUUUCUAAUUAGCCUUUAUCAAUAAAGAAUAUUGCAAUUACUGAUAUAUUAAAUAAAUUCAAUGAUUAAGAAUAACUUGGUGAAGAAAUUUUUGUUUUAUAAAAUAAUCUUAAAAUUGAGCUCAACGACAUAAAUGAACUACUAGAAAAGUUAUCAAAAAGGCUAAGCUUUGAUAAAGUAAGCUAUAAUUAUGUUACAAAUUUAGAUUCCCAAAUAAAUCCUUUCAAAAUAUCUCUAUCUAGAAAAGAGGCUGUUGCAGUAACUUCAUAGUCUUAUGAACCUUGCUUUAGUAUUAUAGAACCUCCCUUAGCUUCAUAAAAAAUUAGUGAAAUAACUCUAUAAAUAUUCAAAAAAGGAAAAUUAGGAAUAUCAAUAGGUAUAAUAUCAACUUAAAAUCAAAAACUUUAAAAAUUUUAAAAUGCACUUGGUGUGGACUCUGAUUCAAAGUAUAUUUAUUAAUGUGGAAACAAAGGAAAUUGUUAUUUAGUAGAUAAUUACAGGUAAAGUUGGAGUGAUAUAAAUGGAAUUUAGUUUGACACAGGAGAUAUAGUUUAAAUAAUUUAUGAUCCACAAUAAUAAACUUUAUAGUUUUUAAAUACAACAAAAAAUACAUAAUGCACUUUUGAUAAUAUUUAAAAUCUUUCUAUCUAUAAAGACUAUUAUUCCUUUUUUAUAUCAUCAGUAGGAUCUAAUCACGAAAUCAAGAUAUUGUAUUGAAUAUUUAAACUCCAUGUUUAAAAUUUAAAUUAAAACUAAAUAUCCCUAAUUUAUUCUAAUAACUUUCAUUUAAAACUAAUCAUUUCUUA
Molecule: messenger RNA, 1235 nt
Organism: Tetrahymena thermophila SB210
Lineage: Eukaryota; Ciliophora; Oligohymenophorea; Hymenostomatida; Tetrahymenidae
Exons: 1
Molecular function (GO): protein binding
Source: RefSeq, a predicted model, not a curated record